AUGGCCGCUGGCCCUCACCACAAGCUACCGAGAUCAGCCGCCGCACCCCAUAGCGAAGUAUCAGGGGCGGCGCCAGUCACUCCACCGCACUUGCCCUUGAAUCGGGAUCUGACGGUGGUCCGUAUACCACUGCGGAGCGCGAAGCACCACUUCGGGGUGGCAGAGUCCCGUGGCUCUCGCCCGUACAACGAGGAUGCCAAUCAGGCCGGUACGGUCGACAUGCCUGCGUUCGCCAAGCGUGCGCCUAUUAGUCUCGUGAGAAGUGCCAUGAAGAAAAGUGGCGAGGGCACAUCGGCGGACAGCGCAUAUGGUGACCCCCAGAUCUUCUAUUUCGGGGUCUUUGAUGGCCACGGCGGUAAUCAAUGCAGCGAAUUUCUGCGAGAAGAGCUUCACGGUUACAUCGAAGAAGCCGCGGAAGAAUUUGGGUUAAAGAGCAGUCUUCGAGCUAUGAGGAAGAGUGAUAAGAUCAAGCUACUCACAGCAAGUACUGCGCCAACGCCAAUUCUGAGCGAUGCCGAGGCUGGGGGGCGAAAGAAGCUCGACCAACUCGACAUCAAGGGUUCCAAGGAAGUGGAGUCCAUAGCUGAGAUCCCGGAAACGAACGAGCAUGGCGCCAUCAUAGAUCUUGAUAAUGCUGAUGCUAUCCCCGGGGAUGAUCCUGUGCCAGCCAAGGUCUGCCACUCCAAGGCUUUGAAGCUGCAAAAGGACCUCGUGGACGAGUACAAGAGGACCAUAGGAGGAUACUAUCGACGCUUUAGUCCACCAUACUUUCACCUGAGACUGGACGCAAAUGCCCCCGCGCCACCGAUCAGCAUCGAAUCUGUUUUGACCUACGCAUUUCUUCGUGCAGAUCUUGACUUUGUCUCCGCUCAGGCCAGGAAACCAGAUCCGGAUGAUCCUUAUGUGUCAGAUGCCGCGCUCAACUUUGACGAGGUGCUGGGAAAGCCGCAUCACCGGCCACCCUCCGGCCAUGGCAUAGGUGGACGAACCCGGUUUAAGGGAGGUUCCACGGCCUCGGUAGCGCUGAUUUCCACACCAACACCUGCGCCCUUUUGGCAUCCAGCAGCUACUUCCACCUUGCUGGUUGGGCAUGUUGGCGAUACGCGAAUCCUCCUUUGUGAGACUGCCACGGGUCUUGCCAAGCCACUGACCUCAGAUCAUCACCCAAGCUCCCCCGUGGAAUCCCAUCGGCUUCGACGAUUCGCGGCGUCCUUUGUGGCGGAUUCAUUCGGCGAGGAGCGGAUCCAAGGUCUCGCCAACUCCCGUGCCUUUGGUGACAUGGGUUCCAAGCGAUUGGGGGUCUCGGCCGAGCCUGAGAUCACCCGCACCGAGCUAGGGCCCGCGCAGUACAGCUUCCUGGUGCUUAUGUCGGACGGAGUGUCUGGCACACUGAGCGACCAGGAGAUUGUCGAUGUGGUCAAGGAGGCCAAGACACCAGAGCAGGGUUCCAAGGAUGUCGUGGCUUACUCCACCGAAGUCAGCAGCGAGGGUGACAACGCGACGUGUCUCGUCGUUCGGCUGGGCGGGUGGGAGCGCAGGAGCGAGGGUGGCCUCGGGAGUAUGGGUACCAAAGAGAUCAGGGACUUUCGAAGGAAUGAGGCGCUAGACCCUCGACGAGGACGUAGGUAG
Anthostomella pinea is the source of this 1629-nucleotide messenger RNA. Lineage: Eukaryota; Fungi; Ascomycota; Sordariomycetes; Xylariales; Xylariaceae. The record is from the annotation of a GenBank genome assembly.